CACGUCUAUGGUAUGAGAUGUUUAACUAAAACGUAGCCGGAAGUGAAAGCAAAGACAACCACUACUGAAAAUGAUUACCUGAAAAUUCUACUGUUGCAAUGUUUAUCCAUCUAACAAUGCGCUAUCCAAAAUAUAUACUAUUAGCAGUGCUUUUGAGCUAUUUACUUUUUACAACAAGCCUUGCUGCAGAACAUUCAGUUAACCCCAAAGAAGAGAAAAUUCAGGAGAAGGAAUUAAAUUAUGAUCAGCAAGAGAGAAAGGUCAUUGAUGAUUUAAAUGAAGAAGAAAUUCACAAUAUCCAACCAAACAGUGAGAAAGUUGAUGAAAAUUAUAUAAAACCAAAAGAGAAAACUGAAGACGAAAGUGAUUUCAGUAAACAAAAAAAUGAAGUUAAAGAAACUCCAGUGGUUGAACAAGAGCUUUCAGAACAACAGACAAAUGACUCCAGAAAAGGAGUGGAAAAUGAAGUGAAAAGGUUGGACAGUGAGGAGGAAUCCAGUCAAAGUUUUUUGUCUUUUAGAAACUUUUUAAAUAAUUUAGUGAAUCCAGUGUUGGAAGAACUAGAAAAAGGAGAACCUGGAGGCAGGUCUGACAUCAGGAUGGUAAAUGAAGUCAGUCAAAAUCAGUCAGUGUCAAACAAUGCCACCAAUGCUUCUGUUCCAUUGACAGCUGAAAUCAAAAACAAAUCUGAAAAAAAGAGCAAAUUCACCUGCGUUGGAAAAAACUAUACAGCCGAGAAUGCCUCUGUGAUGAUUGUUAACAAUACUCAGUUACUUUCCAUUCUCAGCUUUGAUAACAACAACACAGAGGGAGACUGUGUUCUGGUGCUUUUUUUUGUCCCGUAUUGUAGAUUCUGUGCUGCAAUGGCCCCAAGUUUUAAUGCCUUAGCUCGUGUCUACCCUCAGCUGAACAUUAUUGCAGUAGAUGCAGCACAAUUUAGCAAUUUAAAUGCCAAGUUUGGAACUGUCUCGGUACCCAACAUCCUUCUGUUUCACCAGUCGCGGGCAGUGGUGCGAUUCAACAGCACUGAAAAGUCUUUCACAAACCUUGUAUCAUUUGUAAAAAAUUCUACAGGAUUUGAACCUAAUAUAACAGUAAACGUGACCUCCGAAGAUUUGAGUGGACCUUUACCGAGUGUUGCUAUGGAGACCACAGACUACAUGUUGCUGGUGUCAUGGCUGUUUGUGAUUUUCUGUAGUGGAUUUAUGUUCGUUCAAUCCAGCCUUGGACAGCAAUGGAUUAAUAAAGUUAACAUGCUUUGGCAGGAGCAUCAACACAUUGACUAGUCAUAUCAUAUCAAUGCAAACUAUUACAAAAUAGUAUUUGUUUCUAGCUUAAAAUAUUCUAAUUCAUUUAAAAAAUAUGAAUAUCAGUAAUGUGUUCAAAGAUUACAGUAUAUAAAAUGCAAUGUCCAAAUUUUAUUUGACAUGAAAUUGUAUUUCAUGGUAAUAUUGAAUAAAAAGAUAGAUACAUGUA
Magallana angulata is the source of this 1476-nucleotide messenger RNA. Its product is annotated as thioredoxin domain-containing protein 15-like. Gene Ontology annotation, cellular component: cilium. Bases 99 to 1286 code for a protein of 395 amino acids. Gene Ontology annotation, biological process: cilium assembly. Lineage: Eukaryota; Metazoa; Mollusca; Bivalvia; Ostreida; Ostreidae. The transcript has 4 exons. The record is from RefSeq and is a predicted model, not a curated record.